GCCAAAACCAAACAGCCACCAACUCCUUUCUUCUGUGUUUUCUGAGGCUGAGAUCAGAGCCGCUGCUCCUGCAGAGUCAACAGGCGAUGGAACUUCCAAAGCAUCAUGUCUGGGAAAAGGUUGGUUCUGACUGAGCAGCAGCUCUCUAACCAGGAAACAACAUCCAGUUCGGACCAGAAGGAACCAGAAUCUCCGCUGAUUAAAGAGGAACAGCAGGAACUCAGCAUCCGUCAGCAUGAAGAGCAUUUCAUUCUGAAGCAGGAAAAGGUUACCAUGGUAACCUCUCCUGAAGAAACAAACUGUUGAACCAGAACCAAACAGGAACAAACCAUUGUGUCUGAGUUUUUCUGAAGCUGAGAGCCAAAAUCAUGAUGGACGUGGGAAUGAAAACAACAAAGAUCUGACACGAAAUAAAAAAUGUCAACAAACCAAAGAUCACAGAGAUGGCCAAAAACUAAAAAGGUGUUCACCAGACGGUGCUGACUUAAGAAACUGUCCUGGAGAACUGGGGUCUGCUUUGAAACGGAAGGACCUGGAGCCCCUCAACGUGACUGAGUUUCAGGAAGAAGGAAGGAAGAAAAGUUCUGUUGUCAAAUUUUGAUCAGCACCAGCCUAAAGACGGAGAUCGUCCAACCAGCAGCGUCACUAAUAAGAUGAAAUCAGCAAGGAAUUCAGAUCUAAAUCUUUAUAAAGAUAAGUCCAACUCUUCAGAUUCUGAUGUCUGCAAUGUUGAAGAUGACCAGGAUGGCAACAAUUCUGACAGUCAGCUGAAGCUCUUGUCAGACUCUGAGUCAAAAACUAAAGAUUGUAACAAAGACUGGAAGAAGAGCAGGUCUAAAUCAGAGGCUGUCAAAUCUUCGAGCUGCCCAGAAUGUGAUGAACAAUUUCUCCAUGAGCAUUCUCUCCAGAAACACAUGAUCGUGACAAGUCAUUCUGGAAAGAGGUCUUCAGGCUGUUGUAUUGAUAAACAUGUUAGUGUGAAGCAAAAUGUAGACUCUUGCAGGGAAGUCCAGACAAAACUACAACCAUUUAGGUGUGACAACUGUGGAAAGACUUUUAGCAGAAAAUCACAUUUAAAUGAACACUUGAGAAUCCACGCAGGACAGAAGCCUUUUGCUUGUGAGCUCUGUGGACAAAGAUUUACCCGAAAGGGAAAUUUAGACACACACAUGAGAGUCCAUACAGGACAGAAACCUUUUGCUUGUGAGAUCUGUGAACAAAGAUUUAGUGGAAAGUCGGGUUUAGACAUACACAUGAGAGUCCACACUGGACAGAAACCUUUUGCUUGUGAGAUCUGUGAACAAAGAUUUAGUGGAAAGUCAAGUUUAAACAGACACAUGAGAGUCCACACAGGACAGAAGCCUUUUGCUUGUGAGCUUUGUGGACAGAAAUUUCGUGUAAAAGGAAAUUUAGAGAAACACAUGAGAGUCCACACAGGACAGAAGCCUUUUGCUUGUGAGCUCUGUGAAAAAAGAUUUAUCCAAAAGGUAAAUUUAGACACACACAUGAGAGUCCACACUAAACAGAAGCCUUUUGCUUGUGAGCAUUGUGGACAAAAAUUUAGUGGAAAGUCAAGUUUAAACAGACACAUGCGAAGCCACACAGGACAGAAGCCUUUUGCUUGUGAGCACUGUGGACAAAGAUUUAACCAGAAGGGAAAUUUAGACACUCACAUGAAAGUCCACACAGGACAGAAGCCUUUUGCUUGUGAGAUCUGUGAAAAAAGAUUCAUCCAAAAGGGAAAUUUAGACACACACAUGAGAGUCCACACAGGACAGAAGCCUUUUGCAUGUGAACUCUGUGGACAAAAAUUUAGUGUAAAGUCAAGUUUAAACAAACACAUGGGAGUCCACACAGGACAGAAGCCUUUUGCGUGUGAACUCUGUGGACAAAAAUUUAGUGUAAAGUCAAGUUUUAACAAACACAUGAGAGUCCACACAGAACAAAAAGCAUCUGUCUAACUCCAAGGAUUCUUGUUGUUAUCCUUGUGAUUUUCUCAUUUUUAACGUGUAGUUUGGCUUCUGAAUGAACCAAUAUAAAAAUAACUAGGGAUGCACAGUUUUUGGACCGAUAAUGAUAUCCGAUAAUUAUUAUGCUGUUAUGGCCGAUAAAUGGAUAUUUUAUGUGUUAGCUUGUUGCUGCAUGUGCAUUUUUUAGAUCUACUUAUGGUAUCAUGCAUGCCUUUGUGCCUUGGUGCCAAGUCCGCUUCACUGGUAUGUUUUAAAGUUAAAGUCCCAAUAAUUCGUCACACACUGGUGAAAUUCAACUCCGCAUUUGACCUGAGAUGCAGCUGGCUGCGCUCUGUAACUAUUUGGUGGUUUAACCCCCCAAUUCAACCCCUUAAGCCGAGUGUCAAGCAGGGAGGCAUUGGGUCAGAUUGUUAGUCUUUGCUAUGACCCGACCGGGAUUUGAACCCCAAUCGCCAAGUCACAGGGAACCGAACGACAAGCUGGAUUAAAUCUGUUGCAUGUUCCACCUGCUGCAACGGUUCCUUCAGAAUAAAAGCUGAACCAUCACGACCCUUCAGGGUCUCGCUGAUGCCAAUAAACUCGUGACCUGGGAGUUACUCAAGACUGGAAGGGUCAGCAACCGCUGCAUAUCUACAGGCGUCUGUUCCAAGAGGGUCCAAGCUGGACCCCCGACAUUCCGGAUCUAAACGGGGACUUCCGUUGGGGUACGUAGAUGGCGUCUCAAUGUGCGUUAUUAUCUCCAAACCAAAGCUUAGAGCGAAACACCCUUUCACUCCCACUCAGAACUAAUUGUUUUCCGGAUCUGCUGGUUCUGAACAUAUUUCACACACACAUCAACCUCUGUACAUUUUAUAUCUCUUAUCUUAUUGUUUACUUUAUUCAUUUCUUAAAUAUGUAUGUACGCAUUAUACACACACUCACAUGCACACACGUAGAAAAAUAAAAAAAUAAAAUACUUAGCACACACAUUAGGAAUGUAUAUACCUUAAAUACUAUAUAUAUAUUAUUACUUAGAUUAGCCAUUUUUAUAUUUUGCUUGUUUUUACGUUAUUGUAUUUUGCAUAACUGUUGCUGUGAAGCUCGCACACAAGAAUUUCACUCACAUGUACUGUACCAGUGUACCUGCACAUGUGAUGUGACAAUAAAAGCGAUUUGAUUUGUCUUACUCCACCUUAGUUCAUCAUACACAUAGUGUUUAAAGUUAGUCUUGUUUAAUUUGUUUAGAAAUAAAUCUUUUAACUUUUUAAA
This is a messenger RNA of Nothobranchius furzeri (turquoise killifish), 3218 nucleotides long. Lineage: Eukaryota; Metazoa; Chordata; Actinopteri; Cyprinodontiformes; Nothobranchiidae. The record is from RefSeq and is a predicted model, not a curated record.